Molecule: messenger RNA, 664 nt
Organism: Meloidogyne enterolobii
Lineage: Eukaryota; Metazoa; Nematoda; Chromadorea; Rhabditida; Meloidogynidae
Source: the annotation of a GenBank genome assembly
AAUGUAUGGACGACGUUAUGUUUGGGACCGUUCUAAGCCAAUAAAUCAUUUGGAAUGGGCACCACCAAUGCGAGUUAUAGCAGCAAUUACUUUAUUUGCAGCUACAUUAGAUCUAAUGGCAGAUUUUUUAUUAUGUAGUAGAUUAGCUGAAUUUCUCCACAAUUUUCAAUCAGAAAGAGCACGUUUAUGUGCUUAUGGUUAUUUUUUCUUUACCGGAGUUUCUGUACUUGUUUAUAUUUUUGAAAUUGUUGAUGUUUGUUUAACUCUAAAAAAUGAAGAAGAAGAUUUAUAUUUUGCAAGAUUGGCUAAAUCUAUGGUUCUUGUAUUUGAAGAAGUGCCAUUACCAGCAUUUCUUUAUUUUUUGUUUACGGCCGAGCCGCGUCUUUCAAUUGCUGACCCAAUGUAUAUAGCUUCUUGGAUUAAACUAAUUACUCUUGGAUGGGGAAUUGUUAAAUUUACAAAAUUACGUUUCUUUUGGCCUUUAUUACCUUUUAAUCCAAAACACGACAGGGAUGAAAACAUUCGUCGUUGUUUUAAAUUAAAUUUGUAUAGAUGUACAAUGAUUGUUGUGAAUAUUUGCCAUUUAUUUGCUAUAUUCAUUGUUAUUAACAAUUUAAUUGUUUCGGGAAGAGGGGGACGACCAAUUCAACAAAAAUAUAAUUAA